Plodia interpunctella (Indianmeal moth) is the source of this 12594-nucleotide messenger RNA. It is a transcript of the gene uif, whose product is annotated as uninflatable. The record is from RefSeq and is a predicted model, not a curated record. NCBI's taxonomy places the organism in Eukaryota, Metazoa, Arthropoda, Insecta, Lepidoptera, Pyralidae. The transcript has 36 exons. Bases 212 to 10927 code for a protein of 3571 amino acids. Gene Ontology annotation, molecular function: calcium ion binding; Notch binding. Gene Ontology annotation, biological process: Notch signaling pathway.
ACCUGCGCCCGCGCGAGUCGUCUCGAAGAAAGCCUCAGUGCUGACUUGGCGGCCGUAGCGACCGCACCGGCCUGCCUACAAUGUGACAGACCCUGUGACUCAAGUGUGGUGAAUUUGUGUUAUAGCACAGUGCCCGUGCGUUAACCCCAACCCCUGAUAGUGUAUAACCGGAUUUUUACUUUGGAACGCGAAGGAUCACGAAAGAUUUACGAUGCUGAUAAGGUGUCCGGCGGCACUAUGUGCCGUCGCGCUCCUUCUGACAGUAACGCCCAUCAGUACAGAGAAUCUCUUCACAUGUCCGAAUGGUUGGGAACUGAAAGGAUUACAUUGUUACAAAUUCUUCAAUAUUAGGCAUUCUUGGGAAAAAGCUGCAGAACUAUGUCGAAGGUACGGCAGCGAGUUGAUGGUGGUAGACAGCUAUACGGAGAACAACGUAACAGCCAACAUGGUGCCGUCAAGUCCCAGUAAUAACCGUUACUGGUUAGGCCUAGCAGCUGUCGACGACCUCAGAACGAACACGCUAGAAUCAGCGGCGAGGUCCCUUGUAUCACAAUAUGCAGGCUUCUGGGAUUUGCGGCAGCCAAACCCUAAAGACGGCGAAUGCGUCGACGUCCACGUUACAUCCGACAACCAAUCGUGGGAACUCACUACUUGCGAAACCUUACUUCCUUUCAUGUGCAAAACUGACGCCUGUCCUGCAGGAACCUUCCAUUGUUCAAACGGAAGAUGCAUAAACGCAGCCUUCAAGUGCGACAAACAAGACGAUUGCGGUGAUGCGUCCGACGAAAUGGACUGCUCUUCCGAAUGCCACUUUUACAUGGCUAGCAGUGGAGAUGUUGUAGAAAGUCCUAACUAUCCACAUAAAUAUCCUCCUUUCAGUGACUGUAAAUGGACACUUGAGGGUCCACAAGGUCAAAACAUCGUCCUACAGUUCCAAGAUUUUGAAACUGAAAAGUCUUUUGACACUGUUCAAAUUUUAGUAGGCGGCAGAACAGAAGAAAAAUCCGUUAAUCUUGCGACUUUAUCUGGGAAGCAGGAUCUGUCUAACAAACUCUUCGUAUCUGCAUCUAAUUUUAUGAUCAUCAAAUUUAGCACGGAUAGAUCCGUUGAAAAGAAAGGGUUCCGUGCAUCCUGGAAGACUGAAUCAUCAAACUGUGGUGGCAUUUUACGAGCCACACCUCAGGGUCAAGUUUUGACUUCACCUGGAUAUCCAAAUGCAUACCCAGGAGGCCUGGAAUGCGUAUAUAUAAUUGAAGCUCAACCAGGCAGAAUAGUGUCAUUAGAGGUUGAAGAUUUAGAUUUAGGAAUGAACAGAGAUUAUAUUGUAAUUAAAGAUGGAAACAGUCCUUCUAGUCCAGUCCUUGCAAGAUUAACAGGACCUGCCGAAGAAAACCAAAAAGUAGUUAUAUCUACAACGAACCAUUUAUAUCUAUAUUUCCGCACUAGCCUUGGAGAUUCUAAGAACGGUUUUAAUAUGAGAUAUUCACAAGGAUGUCGAGCUACGAUAAUUGCAGCGAAUGGAACAUUAUCAUCACCAGCUUACGGUUUAAGUAACUAUCCAAACAAUCAAGAAUGUUUAUACAGGAUAAAGAACCCUAACGGUGGACCAUUGUCAUUGAAAUUCGAUCACUUUAAAAUCCAUCCAUCGGACGUCGUGCAAGUAUUCGACGGUUCAACCACAAGUAGCUUGAGAUUGCAUUCAGAAAAUGGAUUUACGGUAAAGCCCAGAAUAACACUGACUGCAUCUACUGGGGAAAUGUUAAUACGAUUUGUGUCGGAUGCAUUGCAUAACGAAGAAGGAUGGAAUGCGACGUUUUCUGCAGACUGUCCGCCACUGAAAUCUGGCGUGGGUGCAUUGGCCUCAAAUAGAGACACUGCUUUUGGUACUGUUAGCACAUUCUCGUGCCCAAUUGGGCAAGAAUUUGCGACUGGAAAGCCUCGAAUCACGACCAAAUGUUUAGAAGGCGGAAACUGGUCUACAACUUAUAUUCCCAGCUGUCAAGAGGUGUAUUGCGGUCCCGUUCCACAAAUCGACAACGGGUUUUCAAUUGGCUCCACGAACGUGACUUACCGGGGGGUGGCUACUUACCAAUGUUACGCUGGAUUCGCCUUCCCCACUGGCCAGCCGAUAGAAAGGAUAUCUUGUUUGUCUGAUGGACGAUGGGAAAGAACCCCUACCUGUCUUGCUUCACAAUGUGUGGCUCUUCCCGACGUGCCUCACGCAAACGUAACAAUAUUAAAUGGUGGUGGUCGCAGCUACGGUACAAUAGUACGUUAUGAGUGCGAGCCCGGAUAUGUUCGCUCUGGCCAGCCAGUUCUACUUUGUAUGAGCAAUGGGACGUGGUCUGGAGACGUCCCGUCGUGUACCAAAGCCUUGUGCCCGAAGUUCCCAGAAAUUAAAAAUGGAUUUAUCGUGGACCAAUCCAGAAUUUACAUGUAUGGAGACGAAGCGCGUGUUCAAUGUUUCAAAGGUUACAAACUAAAUGGCCCCAGCAUCCUUAAAUGCGGAACUAACCAAGAAUUUGACGCUGUGCCUACCUGUGACGAUAUCAAUGAAUGUUUAAGCAACCAGUGUGACACAGCUUCGACAGAAUGCAAAAAUACACAAGGAGGAUUCUAUUGCCCUUGCCGACCCGGGUUCUCUCCGAGCUUGGAGUGCAGACCAGUUGGAGACCUGGGUCUUAUCAAUGGUGCCAUUCCUGACGAAUCUAUUACGACUUCAGCUCCUGAAUCUGGAUAUUACAAAGGGAUGGUCCGAUUAAAUAAUGGAGGAGGGUGGUGUGGUAACAACCUGGAAGCUGGAGCUAACUGGGUUCAGAUUGAUUUAAGAGCACCCACUAUCAUUAGAGGGUUCAGAACCAUGAGCGUUAUGCGAGCUGAUGGAAAUAUUGCAUUUACUUCGGCCAUAAGGAUUCAAUAUACUAAUGAUUUGACUGACGUAUUCAAGGACUACACUAAUCCAGACGGCACAGCAGUAGAAUUCCGUAUUCUUGAGCCUACUCUAUCGGUUCUGAAUUUGCCAGUCCCCAUUGAAGCACAAUAUAUUAAAUUCAAGAUCCAAGAUUAUGUAGGAGCUCCAUGCCUAAAACUUGAAGUCAUGGGUUGCGCUCGGUUAGAUUGUGCUGAUAUUAACGAGUGCAGUGAAAAUAAUGGCGGUUGUGAUCAGAAGUGCAUCAAUACACCUGGCAACUUCUCGUGUGCCUGUAAUCUUGGCUACGAAUUAUAUUCCAAUAAUGGAACAGCUGGAUUCUCAAUUGAAUUAUCAGAAACCGGUGAUAGAGAUGGCGAUACAUACCAAAAGAACAAAUCUUGUGUGCCAGUCAUGUGCCCUCCGCUUGUUUCACCUGAAAACGGAAAACUACUUUCAACUAAGAAUACUUACCACUUUGGCGAUAUUGUACAAUUCCAGUGUGACUUUGGAUAUGUAAUGUCUGGUUUUGCUUCUUUACUUUGUACAUCAAGUGGUACAUGGAAUGGAACAGUUCCAGAAUGUCAAUAUGCUCGCUGCGUUACUUUAUCUGACGACAAGAAUGAUGGCUUAAAGAUUAUAAGAGAAGAUCCGGAAAGUGUGUUACUGCCUUAUAGAGAUAAUGUUACUAUUACAUGUACCUCACCUGGAAGACAACUAAGAAAUACUGUAACUUCGUCGUUCAGACAAUGUGUUUAUGAUCCGAAGCCGGGUCUUCCUGAUUACUGGUUAUCAGGUGCACAACCCCAAUGUCCAAGAAGGGAUUGUGGAGUACCAAUGCCCACGCCCGGUGCCGAAUAUGGUCAAUAUUUAGAUACCAGAUAUCAAAGUUCAUUCUUUUUCGGUUGUCAAAACACAUUUAAGCUCGCUGGCCAAACAAACAAACACGAUAACGUUGUCAGGUGUCAAGCUAAUGGAAUAUGGGAUUUCGGUGACUUGAGAUGUGAAGGCCCAGUUUGCGAAGAUCCAGGCAGACCAGCAGAUGGUUACCAAAUUGCCAGAAGUUAUGAACAAGGAUCAGAAGUAUUAUUUGGAUGCUCAAGACCAGGUUACAUUCUCAUUAAUCCUAGGCCGAUUACAUGUAUCAGAGAGCCAGAAUGUAAAGUAAUUAGACCUCUUGGACUUGCAUCAGGGAGAAUACCUGACUCUGCUAUUAAUGCAACUUCAGAACGGCCUAAUUACGAAGCGAGAAACGUAAGGCUCAACUCGGUAACAGGUUGGUGUGGAAAACAAGAAGCCUUUACGUACGUCAGUGUUGAUUUAGGAAAAGUUUACAGGGUGAAAGCUAUUUUAGUUAAAGGUGUAGUAACAUCAGAUAUUGUCGGACGUCCUACUGAAAUAAGGUUCUUCUACAAACAAGUUGAAAAGGAAAAUUAUGUCGUUUACUUCCCUAACUUCAACCUUACAAUGAGAGACCCUGGUAAUUAUGGUGAAUUGGCCAUGAUUACCCUGCCCAAAUACGUCGAAGCAAGAUUUGUGAUUUUGGGUAUUGUCAGUUUCAUGGACAACGCUUGCUUGAAGUUUGAACUGAUGGGUUGUGAUGAACCUGCUACAGAGCCAUUACUUGGUUAUGACUACGGAUAUUCACCUUGUGUCGACAAUGAACCACCAGUAUUCCAAAAUUGUCCACAACAACCUAUCAUAGUACAAACAGAUGUAAACGGAGGUCUUCUACCUGUAAAUUUCACCGAACCCACUGCUAUGGAUAAUUCAGGAGCGAUCGCCAGAUUAGAAGUGACUCCUCAGCAUUUCAGAACUCCUAUUCAAGUAUUCCAUAACAUGGUCGUACGAUAUGUAGCAUUUGACUUCGAUGGCAACGUCGCUAUUUGUGAAGUAAACAUUACUGUACCUGACUAUACACCACCUAGACUAAGUUGCCCGCAGAGCUACGUUAUCGAACUCGUGGAUAAACAGGAUAGUUAUGCAGUGAACUUCAAUGAAACAAGAAGAAGAAUAAACGCAACGGAUGCAUCUGGAGAAGUUUUCUUAAAGUUUAUUCCUGAAAGAGCUGUUAUACCGAUUCGCGGUUAUGAAAAUGUUACAGUUAUUGCCUCCGAUAAAUAUGGAAACAAAGCGCAGUGCAACUUCCAGGUUUCUGUACAAGCCACUCCUUGCGUUGACUGGGAAUUAAUGCCUCCAGCACAUGGAGCUCUUAACUGCUUACCUGGGGAUAGAGGAAUUCAAUGCAUAGCAACUUGCAAACCAGGGUUCCGAUUUACGGACGGAGAACCAGUAAAAACCUUUAUUUGUGAAACAAAACGACAAUGGUCACCUACAGCUGUUGUUCCUGAUUGUGUUUCAGAAAAUACACAGCAAGCAGCUUACCACGUUGUGGCCAGUGUUCAAUAUCGUGCUUUGGGAGCUGUAUCCAAUGCCUGCUUACCUCAAUAUAAGGAUUUAUUAGCGCAAUACGAUAACAUUCUUAACGAAAGAUUAUCUCAGCGUUGUUCCGCUGUCAAUGUAAACAUCAACGUAACCUUUGUAAAAGCAAUGCCAACACUACAAGAUGAAAAUGUUGUAAAAAUGGACUUUGUUCUUGCGAUCACUCCAGCUAUUAGACAGACACAACUUUAUGAUCUCUGCGGUUCAACUUUGAACCUCAUCUUCGAUCUUUCUGUGCCUUAUGCUAGUGCUCUCAUCGAGCCAGUGCUGAAUGUAUCUUCCAUCGGAAACCAAUGUCCACCAUUGAGAGCGAUAAGAAGUUCAAUUUCAAGAGGAUUUACUUGCAGCGUGGGUGAAGUUUUGAAUAUGGAUACCAAUGAUGUACCCAGAUGUUUACACUGUCCCGCUGGAACGUUCGCCGGAGAAAAACAAAAGGCGUGUACUAUGUGUCCACGCGGAUUCUUCCAAAACCAAGCUCGUCAAGGAGCCUGCCUCAAAUGUCCUACAGGAACUUUCACAAGAGAGGAAGGCUCUAAAGAUAUCACAGACUGCGUACCUGUUUGUGGUUACGGUACUUACUCUCCAACAGGGUUAGUGCCUUGUUUGGAAUGCCCAAGAAAUAGUUACACUGCGGAACCUCCAGUAGGGGGCUUCAAAGACUGUCAAGCGUGCCCUGUUAAUACUUACACUUAUCAACCAGCAGCACCAGGAAGGGAUAAAUGUAGAACGAAAUGUGCUCCAGGAACUUAUUCGCCAACAGGAUUAGCACCUUGCUCACAGUGUCCGCGAAACUUCUAUCAAAACUUGUUGGGUCAAACGUUAUGUUUAGAAUGCCCUACAAACAUGAAAACAGUCGGAACCGGAGCUACCAGUUUAGAGGAAUGUAUCCCUGUAGAAUGUUCAAACAGCGCUUGUCAACAUGGCGGACUUUGCGUGCCUAAAGGACACGGUGUUCAAUGUUAUUGUCCAGCUGGAUUCUCAGGACGCAGAUGUGAAAUUGACAUCGAUGAAUGCGCGAGUCAACCUUGUUACAAUAGUGGUACUUGCACAGAUCUUCCUCAAGGAUAUAGAUGUACCUGCCCCACUGGAUACGGUGGUAUAAAUUGUCAAGAGGAGAGGUCAGACUGCAGAAAUGACACUUGCCCGGAAAGAGCCAUGUGCAAAGACGAACCUGGAUUUGAUAAUUACACAUGUUUAUGUAGAUCGGGCUACACUGGAAUGGAAUGUGAUGUUACGGUUGAUCCUUGCACUGCUAAUGGAAAUCCAUGCACUAACGGCGCAUCAUGUAUUGCAUUGCAACAAGGACGAUUCAAAUGCGAAUGUCUGCCAGGCUGGGAAGGACAACUUUGUGAAAUUAAUACUGACGAUUGUAUCGAGAAGCCCUGUCUCCUUGGAGCACCUUGCACAGAUUUAGUAAAUGAUUUUAGUUGUGCUUGUCCACCUGGAUUUACAGGAAAACGAUGUCAUGAAAAGAUUGAUCUAUGUUCUAACGGUCCAUGCAAGCAUGGUGUAUGUGUGGACAAACUGUUUGUUCACCAAUGUAUAUGCGAUCCAGGUUGGUCAGGUCCUUCUUGUGAUAUUAACAUUAAUGAAUGUGUCAUAUCGCCUUGCGAAAAUGGAGGUCAAUGUAUAGAUGGUAUCGAUGACUUCACUUGUAACUGUGAAGCCGGUUACACCGGUAAAAGAUGUCAACACACAAUCGAUGACUGUGCUUCGGAUCCGUGCCAGAAUGGAGCUUCGUGUAUUGAUCAAAUAGAUGGAUUCCUUUGCAAAUGUAGACCUGGUUUUAUUGGUCUACAAUGUGAAACUGCUAUAGAUGAAUGUUUAACAGAACCGUGCAAUCCUGUAGGAACUGAUCGUUGUUUAGAUCUAGACAACAAAUACCAGUGCGUAUGCCGCGAAGGAUUUACAGGGGAAAUGUGUGAAACUAAUAUUGAUGAUUGCGCUUCUGACCCUUGCUUCAACGGAGGGUCUUGUAAAGACGAAAUCGGAGAUUAUAAAUGCGUGUGCCAACCAGGAUGGACAGGAAAACGUUGUGAAAAGGAUAUUGGCAAUUGCUUGAACCGUCCAUGCCAGAAUAAUGCUAAAUGUAUUGAUUUGUUCCAAGAUUUCUUCUGUGUAUGCCCAAGUGGAACAGAUGGAAAGCAAUGUGAAACAGCACCGGAAAGAUGUAUCGGCAGUCCUUGUAUGCAUGGUGGAAAGUGUCAAGAUUUCGGAUCUGGCCUCAACUGUACAUGCUCGCCAGACUACACUGGCAUUGGCUGUCAAUACGAGUUCGACGCUUGCGAUGCCGGCCUCUGUCAGAAUGGUGCCACUUGUAUUGACGAAGGGGAAGAUUACGCUUGCAUUUGCGCUCCAGGCUUCAAAGGAAAGAACUGUGACGAAGAUAUUAUUGAUUGCAAAGACAAUUCUUGUCCACCAUCGGCUACAUGCAUUGACUUACCUGGUAGAUUCUAUUGUCAGUGUCCAUUCAACCUUACGGGAGAUGACUGCCGAAAAGCUAUCAGCGUAGAUUACGACCUGUACUUCAGUGAUCCGCUGCGAUCUAGUGCUGCUCAAGUCGUGCCAUUUGACACGGGCUCAACGGACAGUUUGACCAUUGCUAUGUGGGUUCAGUACACACAACAAGAUGAAGGUGGAGUUUUCUUUACGGCCUAUAGCGUCAGCAAUUCACACAUUGCUCUGAAUAGAAGAGUUAUCAUUCAAGCUCAUUCAAAUGGAGUCCAAGUAUCUUUAUUCCCUGAGCUCCAAGAAGUUUAUCUGAGUUUCGGAGAAUUCGCAACAAUAAACGAUGGCCAAUGGCAUCACGUCGCUCUGGUAUGGGAUGGUAACAACGGCGGUGAACUAACACUUAUCACUGAAGGGUUGAUUGCUAGCAAGAAAACAGGUUACGGCAGCGGUCGAACAUUACCACAAUAUGUUUGGGUAACUCUAGGAAAACCUCAAUCAGAUAAUCCAAAGGCAUACACUGAAUCUGGCUUCCAAGGCCAUCUGACCAAAGUACAAAUCUGGAAUCGUGCGCUGGACGUUACCAAUGAAAUACAAAAACAAGUUCGUGAUUGCAGAACUGAACCAGUUCUUUACAAUGGUUUGGCUCUCAAUUGGGCAGGCUAUGAAGAUUUAGCUGGAGGCGUUGAAAGAAUAGUACCAACACACUGUGGUCAGAGAGUAUGUGCUAAUGGCUAUGCUGGUGAUAAAUGCGAACAACUACAAGUCGACAAAGAACCACCAACUGUUGAUCGUUGUCCAGGAGACUUAUGGGUGAUAGCAAAGAACGGAUCGUCGAUUGUGAACUGGGAUGCUCCAGUAUUUAGUGACAACGUAGGAGUAGCUAGAGUAGCAGAGAAAUCUGGGCACAAACCCGGUCAGAAUCUGGCUUGGGGAGUGUAUGAUAUUGCUUACGUAGCCUAUGAUGCAGCUGGCAAUGCUGCAACAUGCACAUUCAAGGUCACUGUACUUGCUGAAUUCUGUCCUUCAUUGGCUGAUCCUCUUGGUGGAUACCAGUCCUGUCGUGACUGGGGUGCAGGCAGUCAGUUCAAGGUCUGCGAAAUUGGCUGCAGCAAAGAUCUAGGAUUCUCCCAACCGGUUCCACCAUUCUACACUUGUGGAGCCGAAGGAUUCUGGAGACCAACUGCUGAUCCAACGCUGCCAUUUGUUUAUCCUGCUUGUUCUCCGGCACAGCCUGCUCAGCGAGUUUUCAAGAUCUCCAUGUUGUUCCCAAGUUCGGUGCUCUGCAAUGACGCCGGCCAAGGAGUCCUACGUCAGAAAGUACGCACCGCCAUCAACCAGCUCAACAGAGAUUGGAACUUCUGCUCUUAUGCUAUACAGGGUACUCGCGAGUGCAAAGAACUGGACAUCAACGUGAAAUGUGACCACCGAGCAAAUAGCAGACAAACUAGAGAGGUUUCAUCACCAACCACAAAAUCCGAAGACGCAUAUGUGUUGGACGCUAUUAUUCCAGUGGAUGAGACACGAAGCAGUAGGGAGGGCAGACAAGUCGGAGAUACGUACAGCAUUGAGAUCGCUUUCCCCGCUGUCAACGACCCAGUAAUCCACGGAGGCACAAACGAACGAUCAUCAGUCCACCGAUUACUGGAGAAACUGAUCCUAGAAGACGAACAGUUCGACGUAAGGAACAUCUUGCCGAACACUUUCCCUGAUCCAGCGAGUUUGCAGCUGCAAUCAGACUAUGCUUGCCCCACUGGACAGGUCGUCAUGGGAACUGACUGCGUCGCGUGCGCUGUGGGAACAUACCUGGACUCUGCCAGCGACACCUGCAAGCCUUGUCCGCUGGGCACGUACCAGUCUGAAGCCGGUCAGCUGCAAUGCACAGCUUGCCCGAGCAUCGCCGGCCAGCCGGGAGUCACGCAAGCCAGUGGUGCGCGAAGCGCUGCUGACUGCAAAGAACGAUGUGCCGCCGGCAAAUACUACGACGCUGAAGCGGAGCUCUGCAGACCCUGCGGCCACGGAUCUUACCAGCCACGAGAAGGCGCAUUCUCCUGUAUCGCCUGCCCGCGGGGACAGACUACCAGGGCUACUGAGGCGGUGUCAGCUGCCGAGUGCAGGGAUGACUGCUCUUCAGGAGAGCAGCUAAGCAGCGACGGUGGCUGCGAGCCGUGCCCGCGCGGAACGUGGAGAUUGAAGGGUGCGGGAGCUGCUUGCGCGCCAUGUCCGCCUGGUACCACCACGCCGCAAGCCGGCGCGGCUUCUGCUGACCAAUGCUCGCUGCCAGUCUGCAAACCUGGUUCUUACCUCAAUGUGACACUGAACACUUGCAUCCUAUGCAAGAGAGGAAUGUACCAGUCGGAAGCCCAGCAGACUGCCUGCGUGCCAUGUCCCAUCAACACCAGUACUAGGGAAGCAGGAGCUACUUCCGAAUCGGAAUGCACAAACCCUUGCGAAAUGAGCGGGCCCGAGAUGCACUGUGACGUCAACGCGUACUGCCUCCUCAUGCCGGAAAGCAGCGAAUUCAAGUGCCAGUGCAAACCAGGGUUCAACGGCACAGGAAAAGUUUGUGUUGACGUGUGCCUAAACUUCUGCGACAACGGCGGCGAGUGCAUCAAGGACGCCCGCGGAGAACCCUCCUGCCGAUGCAUGGGAUCUUUCACCGGCAGGAACUGCACGGAGAAGUCAGAUUUCGCGUACAUCGCAAGCGGGGUGGCUGGAGGAGUCAUCUUCAUCAUCUUCUUGGUGCUGCUUGUAUGGAUGAUCUGCGCUAGGUCAACAAAGAAGAAGGAACCAAAGAAGACAUUGACGCCAGCGAUCGACCAGAACGGCUCCCAAGUGAACUUCUACUACGGCGCACACACUCCAUACGCCGAAUCCAUCGCUCCAUCACACCACUCCACCUACGCACACUACUAUGACGACGAGGAAGACGGCUGGGAAAUGCCUAACUUCUACAACGAAACUUACAUGAAAGAAAGCCUACACAACGGCAUGAAUGGCAAAAUGAACAGUCUAGCAAGAUCCAACGCCAGUAUAUAUGGAACCAAGGAGGAUUUGUACGACAGACUAAAGAGACAUGCGUACCCGGGUAAGAAAGAUAAGAGUGACAGCGACAGCGAAGGUCAGUAAGCGUAAUAUAGAACUGCGUUUUGUCGUAUUCUGGUCAAACUUACAUAAUAUCUAGUUUCAAUUCUCGGUGUGACAAUAAUAGUCAAUAUUAUUGUAGAAUAUUUAUCAAAUGGUGAAAAAUGUAAACGGAAGGUUUCAUAUCGAAUUUACUUUUUAAAUAUUAGAUUUCUUAAAUACUGGCCAAGAAGGGUUAACUUCCGUUUACCUUUUUGGCUUUUUCUAAAAGAUGGGAUGCAUAUCUGUGGGUUGCUAAAGACAACCGAGAGUGCGUAAGUAGAAUUUUAUAUUCUGUUAGCUUUAUUAUUAAGUAUUUAGGUUAAAAUGACGAAUGUGUAUUAACACACUCACUGUUUAAAAUCGAUACAGCCCCACCAAAUAUUUUUUACUAUAAUUUCAUAAAUAAAAGGGUUUAGAACAGUAGAUGGAUGGAAUAAUGAUGCAUAUUGAAACAGUGAAUGUGUUGAUGUUCUAAUAACAAUCAACGAACAAAUGCUCAAAUAAGUAUUUAGGCGAACCAUGCCAUAUCCGGGCUUUGUGAAAACAUUUUUUCGGAUCAUUCCAAUUACAUUACGAUUAAAUUACAAUGCUGGGGCUAAGUGUUAUACAUCGGGUCGUAAGAAGAUAUAAAUCGAAAGGUCUCAGCAAAAUAAGAACAUUGUGGACAGACGUCAGAAUAAUACAUUUUUAAAUAGUUCAAUGACGACUGACCACACUUCCAAAAUUAGGUGUAAUUAUAUAUUUUUCUUGUUUUAAAUACAAUAAACAACACGAAUCAAUAGGGGAUAGGGUACCUUAUCUUUAGCCUCACCAUAUAUAUAAUGCUGAAACUAGUCGACUUUAAUGUACUAAACUCGAUGUAUAAUACUUUUUAAAACCUAGUACUUUCUGUGUAAAUAUUAAUGUUAUUUUUGUAUAUUUAUGCUAAGACACGACGACUGGGUGUUAGUAUUAAUUAAUCGCAUAUGAUAAAAUUUUGUCAACUCACAAUAUUUAUCAAUCUGAAUGUACAUUUUGUAAUAUCCGGUUAGUACUGGUAUAAAAACUAGGUAUUAUGUUGUUAAUGUCAAGUUUAUCUUUGUAUUAUAAACGGGACUAUUUUAAUCAUACGAUUUCGUGUGUGAGAAUGAAUGUAUAUUGUGUGACAUGUAAAGAAUGCUUCAUAUAUUGAUAUAGAUAAAGAAUUGUAUGAUAUCAGUACAUGUAUUAAUAAAUAAGACUUCCAUAAUAAUUAAUUUAUGAAUUAAUUUUACAUAAUGACCAAAAGUACAUAGCUACGGAAAAGUAAGAAUGCACUACUACUACUCCAACUCAAGGCAUAUGUAUAGUGGACUUCAGAACACGCAGGACAAUUUUGUCAAACUUUGGACACAAGAAUCUAUGACAAGUAUAUGACACCGACUCAAAAAGAAGAAGGCUGCAGAAAAAGUUGGUAAAUGACAUUUUGCAUCUCAAAAAAUUACUUGCGCUGGAUUAUUAGUAACAUUUUUACUAUGUUUUAAUAAUUUACCUUCGUACCUUAUAAAUACAAUCAUUUCAAAUACUCAAUGCAUCGUCCGUGAGUGGUUAUAAUUCCAUCACAAUUUAUUACCACAUUAGUGAUUAUGUUUAACAGUAAUAUUUUUUUACAAAAUUUUAAUAAAAUAAUAAAUUUAACUAUACGUAUUUUA